GGUUACAAAACUAUGUGUGGCAGUAAAGUAACAACUGUAAGUCAGUGUAAGGGUGGUGGCAGCAUCCUGCUGUCUGGAUGUCUUUUUUAUUCUGGCUGCUGGGAGUUGAUAGUAAGAUGGAUGGAGGUAAAUGCAAAGCAGUCCUAGACAAAAUAUGUUUUAGGUUGUGAUAGGCUUGAGAUGGAUUUAUUUUCCAGAAGAAUAAAAACAUUGAUCUGUUAAAUCAAAAGAGCUACAUUGUAUGAAGCAUGCUGCCCUCUCAUGGAGAUUAGUGCAAACUACAGCAGGGAUGUAUCAGAGGCCCUCAAGGUAAAGUGGAAUGAUGAAUGCCUUUACUGUUCAGACUGGUUUAUGUGAUCAACAACUGUCACAAUGACUUGCAGUGAGGAUAAACUGCGAAUGAAUUCAUCUUUGUGAGUGAUUCAAAUCACCUCUCUACUUUCGUGCCUGUAUCUUGUUCUAAUGAUAUCAGUGGAAAUCCAUCUGACGAUGCAAAUGACCCAGAUCAGUAGGCAAACCCUAUAUGAGAAGAGUUUUCCAGGAGAAAUCUCACACUGCAGGAGUUGAAAGCACAGCCUGCACGUCUGAUUCAACCAUGUUUCUGUUGAAGCUACUUGUAACUUUUAUGAGUGUGUUUCACUCUAGCACUAAAAAUACAGAUCUGCAUGCAUAUCUUCAUGGGGACGUUAUUAUUGGAGGUCUUUUCCCUGUUCACCAAAAAACCAACAGAACAACAGAUCCUGGUCCAAUAAACUGUACAGCGUUUGAUAUACAAGUAUUCCUACGUACCCAAGUGAUGAUCUACUCUAUCCAAGAAAUAAACCAACGAAUGCCGAGACUGCUGCCCAACCUCACCCUUGGAUAUGACAUUUAUGAUACUUGUGGAGAUGUCACCCUUGCCAUCAGAGCAACUCUGCAGCUGCUGAAGGACCAAUCAGAUCCCCAGAGGUGUCUCAUACCUGCAUCCAUCAAUUUCGCUUUUCCCGAACCUGAGACGAAGGUGGUUAUUGGAGAGACAUUCUCUGAGGUAUCCAUAGCAGUUGCAAGGGUACUUGCUCUACCAUCAGUCACACAGAUUAGCUAUGCUUCAACCAGCGAGCAGCUCAGUUUAAAAUCUAAGUUCCCCACCUUCCUGCGGACUGUUUCCAGUGACAAACAUCAGACGCAAGCCAUUUAUGAGCUGGUGAAGAAUUUUUCAUGGCGAUCAGUGGCCAUUGUGGGAAGCAUUGAUGGAUAUGGGAAGUUUGGAACCGAUAGUCUCCAGCAGCUCUUCGAUGACAAUAAUAUCUGUGUUGACUUUGUGGAGAUUCUCCCUGAUACCUUUGUCAAAAACUGUUCAACUGCAACAGAUCUGGUGAAAAAAAUAGGAAACUCUACCGCUGAGGCCAUUAUCAUGUUCACCCAAGAGGCCAAUGUUCACAUCAUCCUUGAAGCAGUUAUUGAAAAAAAUCUCAACAGGACAUGGAUAGCAAGUGACGCCUGGUCCACAUCUUCUACAAUCUCUGAGAUAAUAGGAAUCGAAAGCAUUGGUCCAGUUUUUGGUUUUAUUUUUAGACAGAAGGAGGUGCCUGGCUUUCAAGAUUACGUCACAUCAAUGUUUAAUGGAACUACAAACAACAUUUUGAGUUAUUAUCAAGUUUUCACAAACAGCUCCAAAGAUGACAUGAAAUGUAACUGCAAGAAUAAGACCUCCGACCUAAGAUGCUUGUACUGCUACAUUGACCAUGAUGAAUCCUACAACAUUUACAUGGCUGUCCAGGUCAUUGCUGAGGGCCUCAGAAUCCUACUAAAAUGUAACAAUCAAAGCUGCGAACGAACCAAGUUUACUGCUAUUGAGCUUUUUCAUGUAAUCAGGAAUAUCAACAUCACUGUGAAUGACACAAAUAUCUACUUCGAUGAAAACGGAGAUCCCAGUUUGGGAUACGACAUAUUGUUUUGGAACACAUCUGAGUCCAAAGAAGGCGUUGAGAAAAUAAAAAUCGGAGAAUACUGGCCAAAUAAAACCAUUUCAUUUGACAAAGAUUUAUCCCAAUGGAGAACCACUGGAAAUGUGUCUGUUUUUAACUGCUCCAGAACAUGUCAACCAGGGCAAAGAAGGGAAUUACAACGUGGAAAAUGUUGCUAUGGAUGUGUUAACUGUUCAUCUCACGAGUAUUCAAAUGGAAAUGAUACUUUUUGCAGACAAUGUGAACCGCACCAGUACUCACCAGAAGACCACAGAAAUACUUGUGUGAAUAAAACUGAAGAGUUUCUCGAGUGGUCAGACCCCUUCUCCAUCAUUCUGAUCAUGACAGCUGCUAUUGCAAUAAUUGCUACUGCAGUGAUCGCUAUCGUCAUUGGCCUCAACUGUGGGACUCCUGUUGUUAAGGCAAUUGGAGGCUACCUGUGUUAUGUGGAGAUGGCCUCCUUGCUCCUCGGCUUUUGCACUACCUUCACCUUUAUAGGAAAACCCACACCACGUUCCUGUGUAGGCAUUCCUGUCUUUGGUAUAAGUUUCUCCCUCUGUAUCUCCUGCAUUUUGGCCAACUUAAUUCAGAUCCUGUUAGGUUUUAGCUUUGACCCAAGGGUUGGCUCUAAGAUUAAGAAGCUUAAUCAUCCAGUAGCUGUGGUUGCCAUCAUCGCUGGUGUGCAGUUGGGUGUAUCCUUGGCAUGGCUAAUCGCUCUCCCACGUCUUCCUUCAAUAGAACAGAAAGAGCUCACAAUAUUGUAUCAAUGUAACAUGUGCGAAGAGUCCAAAAAGUUCUUUGCUGCCACAAUAGUCUACAACUCUUUCUGGGGCCUUGUGUGUUUUGUCUUUGCAUUCAAAGGUAGACAGCUACCCGACAUUUACAAAAAUGCCGCGUUGAUCUCAGUGAGCAUGGUGCUGUUUUUAAUCAUAUGGAUUGUUUUCCUCCCAAUUUAUCUCACUUUGGAAGGAAAGUACAAACCGGCUAUCAGCAGCGCAGCCGUUUUGGUCUCUUGCAUCAGCAUUCUUGGCUGUCACUUGGCCCCCAAGUGUUACAUUAUGUUGUUUAGGAAAGAGAUUAAUAAUCACAAUGCUAUUAGUGAAUACAUUAGGAAACAUUAUGAGAGGAAGGACUUGUCCGUGAUAUCGUCAUAAUUAUCCAUGGUUUUCCAAUUUGGUCUUGCCUUUGUUAUAGAUGAGUUGCAAAAUAAUAUAAUAGAAUCCAGGCAUACAUUGUAUGAAAAGUUUGACACUUUUCUUCUCAUUGUUUGACAUUAAAACAGACCAAAAGUUAGGUAAGCUAAGUAGAGAACUUUACUAAAUAUCUAAAGUGAAAGAUGGAAGGAGGUACUUUAUCGAUAUGGACCAAAAUGCCAAUCAGAGAGUAAAAAUCCAUCACAUCAUGUUGUUGGGUGUUCUAUUGCAGGCAGAAUUGGUGCAUUUCACAAAAUAGAUGGAAUCACAAGGAAUAAAGGUUAUGUGGAAAUAGUGAACAAACAUCUCAAACCAGUAGCCAGAAAGUUUAAGAUUGUGACACAAAUGGAUUAUUCAAAUGGAGAAAUGACCUAAUCUUCCCACUAAAUUAGUUACAAAAUGGCUUAAAGACCCAUAUACUGAGAAUAUGUAUGUAAACUUCUUGAUUUCAAGAAAGUACGAAGAAAAUUCUUGCUCAUUGUAAAUAGUUAGCAAAACGUUAUUCGGUAAACCUGACUGACCUAAAGUGACAGAAGUUUAGUCUGACAUAACAGACAGUGAGAAACAAAGGUGACGUCUUUUGGGACAGGAAAUGAAUUUUCAUGAACGCUAUUGUACUGUUAAAAUAAUCAAUUGGGGAAAAAAAAGUCCUUCUCUUUCCCCUAUUGAAAUUUUGCAUUUGCCUUUGGUAAAAUUUCAGGUGCCACAAGACAGAAACUGAGUUUGUAAAGUAGCAACAAAUUAUCAAAAAAAACUUGGUUGCCAUAAAUAUGUGGAAAAUGUUGUAGAGGACUUUUUCAGACUGAUCCAUGCAUUUAUGGCUGAUUGUUGUAUAAGUUUUUUCAACAUUAAGUGAGAAAUUGAAAGCCUGAACAGAAGACUGAGUAAUCACAAAAAUAACCUUCAACCAAAUGGUAACAGAUAAAUUACCAACAAACGUAAUGAGUACACUUCGGUUUAAAUGUAAUGCACCUGUAUAUAAAUAUAGCUUAGAAUAUUUCAGGCCAUUUAUAUAAUUUAUUCUCAUUUGCCAACUCUGUGACUGCAGUAAUCUUUCCUUUCCAUCAGCAAAUAAAAUAUCCUUGUGAGAGAAACUCACAGUUUUUAAAAUCUGGUU
Messenger RNA from Poecilia reticulata (guppy), 4256 nucleotides. Its product is annotated as G-protein coupled receptor family C group 6 member A-like. Gene Ontology annotation, biological process: G protein-coupled receptor signaling pathway. Gene Ontology annotation, molecular function: G protein-coupled receptor activity. The record is from RefSeq and is a predicted model, not a curated record. Lineage: Eukaryota; Metazoa; Chordata; Actinopteri; Cyprinodontiformes; Poeciliidae. Gene Ontology annotation, cellular component: plasma membrane.